Messenger RNA from Drosophila subobscura, 1883 nucleotides. RefSeq lists its product as uncharacterized. NCBI's taxonomy places the organism in Eukaryota, Metazoa, Arthropoda, Insecta, Diptera, Drosophilidae. Bases 1 to 1818 code for a protein of 605 amino acids. The record is from RefSeq and is a predicted model, not a curated record. The transcript has a single exon.
AUGACUUCAGGCUGGCUCGUUCUGAUUCUCUUCUGCCUCGGGCAGGUGACUCGUGCCCAACCAUCUAAUUUAGGCAUUCACCAAGUAGACGGAGUAGACCUGGAGAAGAAAUUGCUGAGGUUGCUUCUGAGAGUGCGCGUGGAGGAGAGCUUUGACACUCUGGCCAUCUACGGAGAGGAAUGCGUACUCCAUUCAAUGCUGAGGCACUCGCUGGCACCCACUGUGCUGGUGUCCGCGGGCAGCACGGAGUUUGAUUGGAAUUUCAGUAGCUCGACACUGAUCCUCAGCUGCGGUUCCAAUGCUGAGAGGGAGGUGAACUAUCGAACUUUGAUGAAGCUGCAGACGGCCAGACGUCUGAUUUAUCUGGAGGAGGACAGCAAGCCAGAGACAGUCUGUGGCCACUAUUCGGCCAGGGAGCAGCAUAACAUAGCAAUGAUGAAAACAAAUGUGAAUCAUCCAGUGACCAUCUACACCUGUCGAUGCUUUCAGGACCCCAACUAUGAGGAACGAGACCUGUGCGAAGACAGACCCAUUUUUAUCGAACACUUUCGGGACAUGCGCGGCGGCAUAAUUAGAACGGAGGCUGACCGACAGGUCCCCCGAUCCAUGGCGUACUGGGAUGCGAAGAGCGGUGAGGAGAAAAUGAUUGGGUACGUGGCCAAUUUGAUGAACAACUACGCACAGAAGGUGAAUGCCACCUUGGACUUUCAUCACUUGACGAGGGAUAGAGAGAAGCAGGCGCUCUAUACGGACAUAACCCGGUGGGUGAAGGAGGAUCGUAUAGACAUUGGCACCACCAUGUCUACAUCGCUGCAGGAAUCGGACUUGGACGACCUGAGCUAUCCCUAUUUGCUGACAUCGUACUGUCUGAUGGUACCGAUACCGGCCAGGCUGCCCUACAACCAGAUAUACGCAGUUAUAGUGGAUCCGCUGGUGCUGUGCAUCAUCUUCGUGCUCUUCUAUCUGCUCUCGGCGCUGCUGAUCUACAGCCAGCGAAUGUCCUGGCAAGGCCUGACUCUGGCCAAUGUCCUGCUCAACGAUAAGAGCCUGCGCGGCCUCUUGGGCCAGUCGUUUCCGUUUCCGCGAGACCCAUCAAGGAACCUGAAGCUCGUCUUCUUCAUCCUGUGCUUCGCCAGUCUGAUGAUCACCACAAUGUACGAGUCCUAUCUUCAGUCUUACCUGACGUUCCCUCCGCCCGAGCCAUCCAUCCGCACCUUCCAGGACGUGGGCAACUCCCGCCACAAGCUCGCCAUUAGUAGGCUGGAGCUGAACGUCCUCAUCGCCAAAAACAACUCUCACAUUGGCCAGAUACGCAGGGAUCGCAUUUGGGUCGUCGAAGAUCCCAAUGAGUUCGUGCGUCUGCGCAAUUCCCUCAAUGACAGCUACAUCUAUACGGUGACCUACGAUCGCUGGAGCUGCUACCAGGAGCGCCAGAGGACCCUCUCGCAGCCCAUUUUCUACUACUCACUGGAUCUCUGCUUCAAUCGUUUUCUGUACUUCCAAUUCCCGGUGCGCCGCCACCUGCCCUACCGGCACCUCUUCGAGGAGCACAUGCAGCGGCAGCAGGAGUUCGGUCUGGUGCAGUUCUGGAAGAGCCAGAGCUUCCUCGACAUGGUGAGGCUGGGUCUGAAGCCCAUGAGCGCCUCCAGCCAGCCGCCACACAAUGAACCGGCCAUUGUGGUGGAUGACAUCUCCUGGAUACUGAAGCUCUUUGUAGCAGCCAUGGGAGUAAGCUGCUGCUGCUUCAUCCUCGAGCUCUGUGUUUGGGGGGUGAGAAGGAGAAUGCCGCCCUCAGCCGCUUAUCUAGCGACCAUCUAAAGCGUUUAUUUGCUGGCCCAUUCUGACUAAUACAUUUUUAAUCAAACAGAUAAUUGCCCAUGCAC